Messenger RNA from Maniola jurtina (meadow brown), 3022 nucleotides. It is a transcript of the gene Stim, whose product is annotated as stromal interaction molecule homolog. The transcript is spliced from 14 exons. NCBI's taxonomy places the organism in Eukaryota, Metazoa, Arthropoda, Insecta, Lepidoptera, Nymphalidae. Gene Ontology annotation, biological process: store-operated calcium entry; activation of store-operated calcium channel activity; intracellular calcium ion homeostasis. The record is from RefSeq and is a predicted model, not a curated record. Gene Ontology annotation, molecular function: calcium channel regulator activity; calcium ion binding; protein binding. Gene Ontology annotation, cellular component: endoplasmic reticulum; plasma membrane. Bases 238 to 2346 code for a protein of 702 amino acids.
CUUAUUUGAUUUUGACGACUGACGUUGACCUUAGUAAAAAUUUUCUUUCUGACUUCUGAGUUCUGUGAUAAUUUUGUAGUUUUGUAUUUUGUGGCCGUGUGAUGUGGAUUUAGAUGAUAGAAAAAUCCUCCACACAAUUGGUAUUUUAGGAUGUGUAUAGAGUGCAGUGUAGCGGCCGUGUUGUUUUAUUAUCGUGGGCAAUUUAUGCAUUAGUUUUAGUGUCAUUGAAUUAUCACGAUGCGUAUCGGUUUUGUGUUAUAUUGGUGCGUAUUUGGUCUUCACCUGUGUAGAGCGGACGAUGGGGAGAGGACAGAGUCCAGAGAGGGUCGGAGGGCGCAAUGGGGGCCAAUGGUGCGGAGCAGCUCGUUUAUGAGCGAUUCCGCCGCUGCAGCCUCAAAUGAACUCAUAUUACUAGAGGCGUGCAAGAAUGACGCCUCGUGCCUGCAAGACCACGCGGGGCUCGAAGCCAUCACCCAAUUGCAUCGGCAGCUAGAUGACGACGCGAAUGGCAAUGUUGACCUCAGCGAGAGUGAUGAUUUCCUCCGCGAGGAGCUGCAAUACGACAGCGGGUAUGAGAAGAGGCAGCGGGCGUUCCAUCACAACGACGAUAUGCACAUCUCCGUCAAAGAGCUGUGGGAGGCGUGGCUGCGGUCUGAGGUGCACAAUUGGACUGUGGAGCAAACAGUGGAAUGGCUGACGGAAUCAGUGGACCUGCCGCAGUACAAAGCACUGUUCAUCCAACAUCGAGUCACUGGUGCUACUUUGCCAAGGCUGGCAGUAAACAACAUGCAAUACUUGAGCAACGUCCUUGGCAUCAAGGAUCCCAUACAUAAGCAGAAACUGGCGCUCAAAGCAAUGGACGUCGUACUAUUCGGACCCCCAAAAGAAGGCAGUCGAUGGAAGGACUGGUUGCUCGCGUCCCUACUGCUUGGUGCUGUGGUCGGCGGCUGGGCAGCGCUGCGGGCCGGCCGUGCGAGCCGCCACCAGGUACAAAGGAUGCUACGUGACAUGGAACAGCUCAGAAAGGCUGAGAUGGCGCUGGAUGACAUGCAGAAGGAACUGGAGAAGGCACGUUUGGAACAGGAAAACGUGACAACGGAAAAGAAGAAUCUAGAAAAGAAACUACGAGAAGCUGGCGAUACUCCGACAUUGAACGCCGCCUCUUCUGACCUCGAAGUGUCUCAACUGAAAGCCGAAAUUGAAAUGCUCAGAGCAGAACUGCGCCGUGCUGAAGGUGAGCUCGAAGACAGAUGCUGGGCUCCUCCCCCUGGGUUGCAGCAAUGGCUGCAGUUAACUCAUGAGGUGGAGAACAGGUCUUAUCUGCGCAAGAAACAGCAGGCGGAUAUGCAGUUGCAGCAGGCUAGAGACGCGUGUGAGAAACUGCGCAAGAAACGCUCCAGUCUAGUCGGCGCGUUCGUGUCAACACACGGCAAAUCCAUAGACGAUGUGGAUCGAUCCAUCGUCGAGGCCAGAACUGCGCUUAACGAAGUCACGCAAGAAUUACAGGAGCGCAUGCACCGGUGGAAACAAAUAGAGCGCCUGUGCGGCUUCAACAUAAUCAACAACAACGGGCUACAGUUCCUAGAGAGCACCCUGUACAGGACUGCCAACGGACGACAGGCCGCGGGUAGUAGAGUGCGCAUGAGCAGUUCGCAGGACGACCUGAGCGUGGGUGACGACACUUCCCUUUGCGGCUCAGUGACAGAUAACUUCGGAUGGCGGGAAGACUCGUCGGGGAGCGAGGCUGAUGCACCACACUAUCCGUUAGACCUCAGACUCGCUGAGGCUAGAUUGCAACUAGAAGAGCGCUUAGCUCAAGAGGCGCGGGAGAAAGGGCCAGAAGAGAGAAGGUUGAACGAUAAGCGAAUCGCUGAAGAGCGAUUGAGAGGCUCAUACAAUGAUGUCAGGAAGAGUCCCAUAGACGACAGGCGGCGUGAUCCCGUACACUUUAUAUUGGGAGGAGACAACGUGAACUGGACAGGGGAAGACCUAACACGUGCAGUUCACUCGCAAUCCCAACCUCAACUGCGCGCUUCCAUGCGAAGCAUUAGCGGGGCACCGCUACCCCCACCCAGACGACCUGUGUCCUCCGGCCAAAUACAGCGAUCCCGGAGCACCGACAUAGUCCCAUACAACCCGGACGACCCAAAACCGCAACAAAAGCAACCAUUCACAAGACAGAAACCUGUAGCAGAAGGUAACGAGAAUUCUGAAUCCCCUUCUAGCAAUACUCCCCCAGAAGAAGAAUCCACGGAUUCCUCCCUAAUGGAUGAUGAAGGUAUUCCCAAACCGAGGAAGCGGCGUCUACAUCUACCCUUCGGGAAAAAGGCUAAAACCCCAGCGUGACAAUCGUCCAAAGUACCGUAUUGUUGCGAUUUACUAGUUCCCAAUAGAUAUCCCAUGUGUCAAAUGUAAGGAUAUUGAAUAUGCGUAUUUAUUAUCUGAGAUUCCGAUUUUAUAUUAGUUUAUUUUAAGAAAGUGCAGUAAGCGCAACCUAACGCUUUCUAAAAGUAAUAAAAUACCGUACCUUCAGUAUAAGACAAUGGGCUACACCAAUAAAAUACAGUACCCUCAAUAUAAGAUUUUACGUUUACGUUGAUAGUAUUUGACAGUCGAAACACUUUAGCGUUAAGGUGGAUGCGACAGGUCUGCCCGCGAAAUUCUAUUUGGUUUUUCGCAAUUUGUAAACUAAUACGACAAAGUAGACUUAUGGCAUUUUAUUUGCGACAAUAUGUUAUACUGAGGGUUGCGAGAGUGUGACCGAUGUUGAUUUCCUUAACCUUUACGUCAACUGUCAUCGGUGAAACGGUAUACCUAAUAGGUACUCUCCGAGAUUCCGAUUUUAAAUACAUGUAUUUAUUAUUCGACAUUUAGGGUUUCAAAUAUUCAAUUACAACCGAAAUUAAUAACCAAUCCUAUCUAUAAUCUGUUGAUAGGUUACUUAGCAAUGUUGUUAUUAAUAGGCUAUUUGGCUAAUUUAUAUUUAUAUAAAUAUUUUUGGAAAUCGUUUUAAAUUAUUCUU